This is a messenger RNA of Saprolegnia diclina VS20, 1771 nucleotides long. RefSeq lists its product as hypothetical. The record is from RefSeq and is a predicted model, not a curated record. Gene Ontology annotation, biological process: protein dephosphorylation. NCBI's taxonomy places the organism in Eukaryota, Oomycota, Saprolegniomycetes, Saprolegniales, Saprolegniaceae. Gene Ontology annotation, molecular function: protein tyrosine/serine/threonine phosphatase activity. The coding region runs from base 520 to 1725 and encodes 401 amino acids. The transcript has 4 exons.
GCCAGAUUGCACUUGGGUUCUGCCGCCCAGAUGCGAUGCCACGUGGCCGGCAGCUGUGGCCGGCGAUCCUGGCGAUGGCCAGGACGAGGCCACGAUACAUAUACACACGAGCGACGCCUGUCUUCUGGCUCGUUGAGCAGCUAGAGCAGCUCGCUACGGGCCAUUUGCCGCGUCGGCGCCUGUCCGCAUCCUUGGGCGAACUGCAGGAUCGACCAGAUGGAAAUAUGUAGCGUGCCGACCAGCCUCGACCCGUUCGCAGGCCUGCGCUUGCUAUUACCCUGUCUGCUGGAACGAUGGCGCGCCCGUCCUUGGCCGCGUAGUCCUGUCGUCGUCGCCUCACUAGCCUCGCUGGUCUCGCUGGCGCCCCGUUACCCGGGACUGUCUCGAGUCGUAUAUCUUUUCCAGUAUACAAACGCCAAGAGCCAAUUGCGUCGCCGCAUUUCUUAACGCCUCGCCUAAAAAUACGCCGGGUAUUCUUUAAGCUUGCCGACGGCCGCGAAGAAGAGAAGUGCAUCGUGGAUGGAGAUGAAGCGCAAGCACACUACGGCCAACGAGGGCCCGCUUCCUGUCGAGGCCUGUGCAUGCGGUGUCAAGGGCAAGACGCGCAAGCGCGAUGCGGAGAACACGCAUGCUAACGCCGGCGACGGCAACGACAGCGAGAACGACGACGACGAUGCAAACGAGAACGAUGCAGAGCGUGGCGACGAUGGCGCGGCCGCGCCGCUGGUCGUGGCCCAGCAGCCGCUAACCAAGCCACGGCCACGCAUGCGGAAUCCGGGCAAUCUGCUUUUGGAUCUCUCGACCAUGGAGCCGCACCCGUCGCCGACGCACAGCGGCAAGAAGAUCGACUACGCCAACGUGUGCUCGCGCGUCACAGACUUCCUCUACGUGGGCGGCGCGGUCGUGGCCGCCAAGCACGAGACGCUGCUCGGCCAUGGCAUCACGCACAUCAUCAACUGCGCCGGCACGGUCACGCCCGACUAUUUCCCGCACCUCUUUUCGUACUACCACUUGCGCCUGCGCGACCACGCAACCCAGGACAUUCACCGGCAUUUCUACAAUGUGUUUCACUUUAUCGACGCGGCGCGCGAAGCCAACGGCAAGGUCUUUGUGCACUGCGUCAAGGGCAUUUCGCGGUCGCCGACCAUGGCGAUCGCGUACCUCAUGGCGCGCGAACAGCUCGGCUUGUACCCGGCCCUCGAGCGCGUCCGGGCAUCGCGCCCCGUCAUCGAUCCGAACGCCGGCUUUAUCUUUCAGCUCAACGAGUGGGAUUCGCUGCGACAGCAGGCGCGGAAGCAGGUCACAAUCUUCCGCAUCGAAGCUUCGUUCUCGGACGACGACGACGGGGCCGACGACGAGUCGCACCCGCUCAUUAUCGGUCCCAUGACGCCGCAGCAACUCGUGUCGAUCUCGCCUGAAGUCGCCACCGUCCUCGACGAGCACCACGAAUCGUGCUUUGUAGUGCUUUCCAUGGACACCAACUACUGCUCGCUCUGGUGCGGCCGCGACGUCUCCGACUCGCUCGUCGCCUCGGGCCGCGCCGCCAUGCGCCUCCUGCAGACGUACGAAGCGUUCCCUCUGACCUUUGAGGUGGUCCAGAGCGGCCGCGAAUCCGCUACGUUUUGGAGCGUCGUGGCGCCCGAGGCCGACGUCGGCGUCCGCGACGACGACGGAGCUGCAACACGCGGCGACGAUCGACCAUCGUCCUGUUUGAGUCCGUCCUAGUAGACGCGACGUUGUAAAAAUAUUACGCCCUAGUACAUACUGUGCA